This is a messenger RNA of Condylostylus longicornis, 2329 nucleotides long. Its product is annotated as glycosyltransferase 25 family member. Gene Ontology annotation, molecular function: procollagen galactosyltransferase activity. Bases 184 to 2055 code for a protein of 623 amino acids. Lineage: Eukaryota; Metazoa; Arthropoda; Insecta; Diptera; Dolichopodidae. The record is from RefSeq and is a predicted model, not a curated record. The transcript has 6 exons.
AUAGAAUAUGCAGUAGUUUGUACGUAAAAAAGUAUAAAAACCAAAGAAUUUUAAAUGUAGAUUUCAUAAAUUGAUUUUUAUUUUUAAUAUUUAGAUUAAAAAUAAAAUAAAAAUUAAAUUAAAAUUAAGUGCAUAAAGUGCCAUGUUCUUUAAAUAACUUGCCAUAUUUUUAUUAAUAAAAACAUGAAAUUUAUUGAAUUUGUAUUGUUAAUUUUAAUCAGUAUCAGUUGUGUUGCUAUAAUUUCUUCUGAUAAGGAUGCUGUACGAAAAUUACCAACAGUGCUGAUUUCAACAUUAAUUCGAAAUAAAGGUCAUACCCUGCCAUAUUUUUUCACUUAUUUAGAAAAAUUAAAUUAUCCAAAAGAUAGAAUAGCAUUAUGUUUUCGAUCAGAUCAUAACGAAGACAAUUCUAUUGAAUUGACACACCUUUGGCUUAAUAAAACUAGUAAAUUAUAUCAUUAUGUUAAUUUUGAAUAUGAAGAAAAUCAAAAGCGACAUAAAAAUGAAACAUCACCAACAGAUUGGCCAAAGGAUCGUUUUUCUCAUAUAAUAAAGCUUAAAGAAGAUAGCUUUGAAGAGGCCAAUAAACUUUGGGCUGAUUUCAUUUUUUUCUUAGAUGCUGAUGUUUUUCUAACAAAUCCAAAUACACUGACAGAAUUGAUUAAAUUUGAUUUACCAAUUGUAGCACCGAUGCUUAGUUCUGAAGGUUUAUAUUCGAAUUUUUGGUGUGGUAUGUCAGAAAAUUACUAUUAUUUGCGUACUGAUGAAUAUAAACAAAUUUAUGAAAAUAAAAAAAACGGAAAUUACCCAGUUCCUAUGAUACAUAGUUCUGUUUUAGUCAAUUUGAAUUAUGUAAACUCAAAUCAGUUAACUUUUGAUCGAUCGAAAUUGAUUGAGCAACAAAAAAGGAAUUUGAUAGAGAAAAUAUAUGAUGGACCUCUAGAUGAUAUAAUUAUUUUUGCAAUAUCUGCAAAUAGUUCUGGAAUUCCAAUGUACAUAAGUAAUGCUCAUCCUUAUGGUUAUAUCUUACAACCUUUAGAAAAAGAAGAUGAAAUAUUGCAGGAUUUUUAUCAAUUAGAAAAUAUAAAAUUGAAUAUCAUAACAGAUUUGGGAUAUCCUAUUACUGUGAAUGAUGAGUUCAGAAAAUUUGUGCACUACCCAGAAAAGCAUAAAUUAUCUUUGGAUCAUAUAUACAUGAUAAAUUUAGAAAGACGACCAGAAAGAAGAUCGAAAAUGGAAUUGCUUUUUAAAGAAUUAGGAUUAGAUGUAGAGUAUUUUCCAGCCAUGGACGGAAAAAAACUUAAUGUCGAUAUUGUAAAAAAGAUGGGAAUUAAUUUUUUAUCUGAGUAUGAAGAUCCGUAUCAUCAUCGAAAAAUGACUAUGGGAGAAAUAGGAUGUUUUUUAAGUCAUUAUAGAAUUUGGGAAAAAAUGGUAGAACUGGAACAUAAUGAAGUUUUAAUAUUAGAGGAUGACAUUCGUUUUGAACCAUAUUUUAAAGAUAAAGCAAUAAGCGUAUUAAAUCAAGCUAGAAAGCACGGAAAAUGGAACUUAAUUUACUUUGGUAGAAAACGCUUAGAAUCAGAAGAUGAGCCAUGGGUGGAUGGAACAAAAAAUUUAGUACAUGUUGGAUACUCGUAUUGGACUUUAGGUUAUGUUAUAAACUUAGAAGGAGCAAAGAAGCUUUUGGCUUCUAAACCUCUUGAAAAGUUACUUCCAGUUGACGAAUUUUUACCAAUAAUGUUUGGUAGACAUCCGAAUGACUCAUGGAGUUCAGCUUUUGAAAAUAAAAAUUUAGUAGCGUUUAGUUCUGCGCCACUAAUUUUAUUUCCAACUCAUUAUACUGGCGAUGUUGGUUAUAUUUCUGAUACAGAAGAUUCUCAAAUAACACCACCAGCAGACUCGCCUACCUAUGUUGAAGCAAAAUUGAAAAGCGAUAAACCGUUAGUAAGUUUAGAUGAUUACGUUAUGGAAGAUGCUCACAAGAAUGGUGAACAUAAUAACGUAUUUGCAGAUCACUUAGCAAAGUCUAUGAAACCAGACCAUUCAGAGUUGUAAAUUAAUGCAGUUUUAAAAUUCUUAAAAAACUACUAAACAAUGAAAUGCGUAGUAUACUAAUUAGAAUACUAGAAACACCAAAAUAUAAAAAUUAAAACAACAUAAUUUAGUCACAACAUAAAUUUUAUUUUUAUUAAAAAGAUUUUUUCUUGAAUUAUUCUUGAAUGUGCCUUUAAAAAUCAGUAGUAAAAAUGUUAUUAAUGUACAUACAUACAUACAUACGUAGAUUAAAUUUAAAAAUUAUUUUAGAAAAGAAUUUUAUUUUUUUUAAAUG